Molecule: messenger RNA, 1603 nt
Organism: Phialemonium atrogriseum
Lineage: Eukaryota; Fungi; Ascomycota; Sordariomycetes; Cephalothecales; Cephalothecaceae
Exons: 3
Coding region: 274-1380 (368 amino acids)
Source: RefSeq, a predicted model, not a curated record
AUGCCAUUGGCUGGGGGGUGUGCAGUCAGGUGUCUUCGAAUUUGGAGUCUGUUGGGCAACUGAUUCGCCUUGAGAACCUUCGAAUAAAAUAGGAAUAUGAGUAUGUCGUAGAAAUACUUUUAGAUUCAGGCCAAUACAGGAGAAGUAGACAAUGACACCUUGCGACAGCGAUGCAGAGCAACCAACCGACCUUACCUUCGCAAAACGGCCUCCCUCUUUCCCUUCAGCCUUUCAUUUCUUCCUUUUCUGUCAUGACAUUAUAGCGCGCUCAUCAUGUCUGACUUCCUUUCCUUGAUAGGCUGGAGUUUUCUGCCCAACCUCGUCACCGGUUGGGUCCAGACCAUCUACUACGGCAUAGCCAUCCGAGCCGGCGACCCGAAGCCGCGCCCGGGCAGCCCACGCUUCGCCGAGCACCGGCGGCGCAUCCACAUCCUCGUGGUGUCGCUCUACCUGCUCUACACCAUCUACGAGGCCGACUACGAGCUCCGGCGCGCGGGCACCUACUACGGCGACCUGGGCGUCUCGCCCGACGCCUCGGAGCGCGACAUCAAGAGCCGCUUCCGGCGUCUCGCCGCCCUCUACCACCCGGACAAAGCCUCCAACACCCCUGGCUCCGACCCGGCCGACGUCAACGCCUACUUCGUCCACCUCAAGACUGCAAGCGAGACGCUCACCGACCCGGCCCGGCGCUUCGCCUACGAGCGCUUCGGCCCGGCCGUCGUGUCGUGGGACCGGUGUCGGACGGUCCGCGACUUCGUCAUCCGCGGGGCCCAGAACCUGGUCCCCUACUACGCCGUCGCCGCCGCCGCCAUGUACGGCCUCGGCCUGUUCGGCUACCUCGACUGGGCCCGCCACGAGCGCUGGCUCGUCCUCGCCUCGCUGUUCGUCUUUGAGCUGCACACCGUCACCCGCCCCGGCAGGCCCGCCCUCUUCGAGCGUGUCGUCAACCCCUUGCUCCGGCUCGUCACCCCGGCGCGGACACCGUACCUGCCCUUCCAGAUCAUCGCCCUCGCCAGGAAGCUCUGCAUCACCAUCUACAUCGCCUUCUCGCAGAUUGGUCCCCUCCUUGGCGCGGACACGUCAGAGGGCAAGAUCGUGGUCAGCCAGAAGGGGCAGGACGAGGAGCUACUGCUCAGGCAAGCCCUGGACAGGGUAGAGGCGUCGGCGAAGGGGCUGGAUGCCGACACGGAGCGGCUUCUGCAGAUGGAGAUGGCCCCCUUCGCCGGCGAUGACGAGGCCCUGAGUAACAUGAGGGGCACGGUCAAGGAAUGGCUGGUUCAGAACACGAUUCGCGCAGAUCCGAUGGUGCGGGAUGCGCUUGGGAAGUCGCUCCAGAAGCGGCGGGUCGAUGCGCCUUCGGGGGCCAAGGGCAAUAGAUAGAGUAGGUAUCUAGGUAGGCGGUGCGAUUGAUUGAUGGAGAAGCACGUUUAGAAGACUGUUCGUUUUUUGAGAAAUACCAUAUAACUCCGUACGCUAGAGACACAACAUCACUUGGACCCAAACCCCGUUGCCCUGCCCAACACCGUCUCCUUUCUUGGUGUUCAGAGCGGAACACAAACACAUGAUUGAACAAGGAAAGAAGCAAGGAAAUUGUUUGAAAAUG